AUGGACCAGAGCGACAUGACGAUGGCUACGUCGACCGCGAUGUCGGGUAUGGACAUGACCAUGACCAUGACCAUGACGAGUACCACUUCAAGCGCAAUGCCGUCGUCUACUGGGGGAAUGGACAUGGGCAUGGGAGAUUCCUCAGCAUCACCCAUUUUGAUGACAUCGGCGGAAAUGGCCAUGGUGUUUUUCCAAAGCGUCACCACCCCUCUUUACUCGAGCGCCUGGACUCCACAGGGUGAAGGCUCGUAUGCUGGCACAUGCAUCUUCCUCAUCGUCCUUGGCCUGCUCCACCGCAUCCUUAUAGCUGUACGAUCCGUCGUCUUUGAUUCGAAUCCAAAACUGCAUCGUCACCGUAAGGACGUGCCUUCAGACUCGGACGAUUACCCAGGCACCAAUAACGAGCUAGAGUCGAUGAGCCGGCAAGUCAGAUCUCAGUGGAAUAGUCAUCCAUUCAGGGUCGCCACCGAGACGACGCGCGCCUUGUUUGAAGUGGUGAUAGGGGGUAUCGGAUAUCUACUUAUGUUAGCUGUUAUGACGAUGAACGUGGGGUACUUUCUCUCUGUACUCGGAGGCAUCUUCCUCGGAGCAUUCGUUGCCGGUCGAUUUAGUGCUAGCGAUAUCCAUCAUUGA
Hypoxylon fragiforme is the source of this 633-nucleotide messenger RNA. RefSeq names its product Ctr copper transporter family-domain-containing protein. The transcript is spliced from 2 exons. Gene Ontology annotation, cellular component: plasma membrane. Gene Ontology annotation, molecular function: copper ion transmembrane transporter activity. The record is from RefSeq and is a predicted model, not a curated record. Gene Ontology annotation, biological process: copper ion transmembrane transport; intracellular copper ion homeostasis. The coding region runs from base 1 to 633 and encodes 210 amino acids. Lineage: Eukaryota; Fungi; Ascomycota; Sordariomycetes; Xylariales; Hypoxylaceae.